Artibeus jamaicensis (Jamaican fruit-eating bat) is the source of this 1459-nucleotide messenger RNA. It is a transcript of the gene ANKRD66, whose product is annotated as ankyrin repeat domain 66. NCBI's taxonomy places the organism in Eukaryota, Metazoa, Chordata, Mammalia, Chiroptera, Phyllostomidae. The record is from RefSeq and is a predicted model, not a curated record. Bases 74 to 667 code for a protein of 197 amino acids. Gene Ontology annotation, molecular function: protein binding. The transcript has 4 exons.
CAACAAGACUGGCGGCUGAGACUUCCUGCCAGCACCGAGCAAGUCAGUUUCAAACAAGACAUUGUUUUUUGUCAUGGAACUGACCAAAAUGUCAGACAUGACAAAGCUCCACCAAGCUGUGGCUGCAGGGGAGUACAAUUCAGUGAAAAAGAUUCUGAAGAAAGGUCUCUGUGACCCAAACUACAAGGAUGUGGACUGGAAUGACCGAACCCCACUUCACUGGGCUGCAAUCAAAGGGCAUAUGGAGGUGCUGCAACUCCUCAUACAAUACGGAGCCAGACCCUGCCUGGUAACUGAUGUGGGUUGGACCCCAGCUCAUUUUGCAGCUGAGUCAGGCCAUCUGAAUGUGCUCAAAACUCUCCAUGCAUUGCACGCAGCCAUCGACGCUCCCGACUUCUUUGGAGACACACCAAAGAGGAUCGCACAGAUCUAUGGGCAGAAGGCCUGUGUGGCAUUCCUAGAGAAGGCCGAGCCUGAGUGCCGUGACCACCGCCUCAUGGCCAAGCAGCAGGGGCUGCCUCUGGACCAGCAGGACCAAGACUGGGAUGCCAAGAAAAGGGAGAUGGAGCUGUCGCUGCCUUCUUUGAAUCAAAAUACCAAUAAGAAAAAGCACAAGAAAAGUCGAGGCCCCUUCAGGCUUGGCAAUAACCAAGAGAGGAGAGUGUGAGAACUCUAGGCCAAAGGGACUAGAACCUACAUUUUCUGGUGGGAGACUUUCCCUGGCAGCAGACUAGAGGUUGUCAGACGUGAGCUGUAUUUAUAAGAUUUUACUUUUAGACCGGUGUCCAGAUGGCUUCUACUGGUAGCUGAGAACUUGUUAUUCAACCUGGAAGUCUUGGCUUGGUGCCCUGCACACCGACUCUUGUCUCUCGCUUCUGCCUACUGUAUGCAAGAAUUGCCAACAGGAGACAACUGUCAGCUGCUUGCAGUUUGUCUCCAGUGAUUCGUACUCAUCAGCAUCUGCUGACCCCCACAAGCAACUACAGAAUUUCAGAAAAACUCUUCCUAGGGAAAGUAGAUUGUUUAAAUGCAAAAAAAAACCAAAACAAAACACAAAAACAUCCCAACAAACAAACCCUCAAAAAUUACUAAAACAGUUUAGUCAAUUGAUGAAAAAAAUAUUUAUUGUCAUGUAGACUAAGCGAAAAGGUGAAAGAGUGUAUCCCCCAGUUUCCAGCUGUUUUGACUUUCGGGGCAGAGGCCCACAGCCUCUGCGUGGCCACUUCACUGAUGAUCAUCACUUCUGCACAGGAGGAGCACUCAGAGCGAUGGGCCAGCUCAGUGGGAUGUACCUGACUCUCAUGGCAUGAAUUAACUGUAUCCUGUGUAAUGAAUGAGAGAUAGUAUAAAAUAAUGGAACGUGUGAUUACAACUCUACUUAUUUAAUUGUCAAUUUUAGGAAGUCUAAUUCAGAUCAGAUAUUUCCAAUGAAAAUAUUGCAUCCAAAUUGAGAUGUGCU